UUUUACUUUUGGCAUGUGCGAGCGAGGACUAUCGUCACAAAAUUUUGUCUUACAGAUCUACUGAUAGAUCUAGGUCUAUCUCAAAUCACACGGUCAAAAGGGAAAAUUUCAGUCUAAGAAUAGAUUAGAAUUUAAAAUGAAAGUUCAUCAAUUAUAAAAUAGACCAGGCCAAUUGAUACAGCCAUCAUCGUCAGUCGAAAUGGGAGUGAAUGUUGUAGCUCUUGUGGUCCUGGUGGUCUUCUAUUUGGUCAUAUUAGCAGUAGGAAUCGUUGCCGCCUGGAAAGUCAAAGUGAAAGGCCGUGAAAUAGGAGUGACUGGUGGACUUGAGACUACGCUGGUGGCUGGCAGAGAUCUCAAGACUGUUAUUGGUAUAUUUACUAUGAUAGCGACAACGGUAGGAGGAGGCUAUAUUAAUGGAACAGCAGAAUCUAUAGCCAAAGAUGGCAUGAUUUGGACACUUGCACCAUUGGGCAUUUUCAUUGGUCUAAAUUUAGGCGGAGCUUUUUAUGCCAGACGGAUGAGAGACUGCGAGUACCUGACCAUGCUGGACCCUUUCCAGCUUCACUACGGCCACAUUGUGACUGUGCUGAUCUACAUGGCCAGCCUCAUGGGGGAUCUUUUGUGGAGCGCAUCCAUUCUCAAUGCAUUAGGCACAACACUAAGUGUUAUCGCCAACAUCCAACUUACUGUGGCAGUCAUCAUGUCCGGCUCUGUCACCACCAUCUACACCAUGAUAGGCAGCAUGAUCUCUGUGGCCUACACAGACGUUGUGCAGCUGGCCUUCAUUUUCAUUGGUCUGAUGUUGAGUUUACCAUUCAUAUUCACCAAUGAAAAGAUUGGGGACUUCUCAGCCAAUCAGACUGUUUGGCUUGGUCAUGUGGAGAGCAACAUGUGGGGACUCUGGGUAGAUCUUCUUAUAGCCAUGACUCUAGGCACCAUUCCCUGGCAGUCCUACUUCCAGCGUGUGCUGUCUGUAAAAAGUGCCAAACAAGCUCAAGUCUUGUCCUUUGUUGGAGCCGUCGGUGCACUGGUCCUGGUGAUUCCUUCUGUCAUGAUUGGCAUUGCUGGAGCUAGUGCAGACUGGAGGAACACAACACAGGGGAGGUCACCGAUGGAGACCAACCAAUCCAGCCUUAUCUUACCUAUUGUCAUAAAUGAGUUUACACCUUCUGUUGUCUCUAUAUUUGGACUUGGUGCUAUCUCUGCAGCAGUCAUGUCCUCAAUGGACAGUGCAGUCCUGGGAUCUAGUUCCAUGUUUACUCAUAAUAUUUACAGUGAAAUCUUCCGCAGAAAUGCUAGCAAGAUUGAACUCAGAAUCGUGCAGGUUGUUGCUGUCAUUUUCAUUGGCUGCAUUUGUAUGUUCAUCGCCCUGUCCUCCAGUGUCAUCUACGGCAUGUUUAUUCUAGCUGCAGAUUUCGUCUUUGUUAUCAUCUUUCCGCAGUUGACUGCCAUUCUCUACUGCCCAAAGUUUACAAACACUCUAGGCUCAGUGGCAGGGUAUCUAGUGGGAUUUCUCCUGCGUGUUGGCGCAGGUGAGCCGCUCAUUAACAUGCCAGUUUGGAUUUAUUUCCCUGAAAUCUCUGGCCAGAUGUUCCCGUUCAGGACUUUUGCUAUGAUAGUGUCAUUUGUGACAAUUGUAGUUGUUACAUUUUUGACCAGACUCAAGCCAGUGAGUCGUUUCUUUAUCAAGUUUGAACGAACGUCUGCAGAUGAAGAGCGAUCAAGACAUUUGAUGCAAGACAGGAGUGGAAUGACACUCGCCCACACAGACAGCUCCGAUUCUGAAGCAGAGAAAAGCAAACAGAUUGUAUCCAAAAAGGAGAAAAAAGUUGAUGAAAUGGAGUUGUGCUCGGCCAAUGGAAAGUUCAGGAAAAUAGACUCUUGAUAGUACAGUUUUCAUUUGUUAAUGUUGCCGUCAGAAUGACACUCUGUUCAUUCCAUCUAAAGAAUACAGUGAUAUAGUUUUCUAUUUAUAAAUCCGUUGCCAACUGCAAGCUUUUUUUUUUUUAUCAAUCUUUUAUCAAAUUUUUUUAUCAUGAAGAAAAAGAAAAGUGUACACUUAAAUCUUUUUGUAAGUUCAGAAAGUUUGUGUAAAUCUAUAAACACUAUCUGUAUGUUUUAUUGUAUACCGGUUCCAAAAAUAUAUUUUUUCUACAAAAGGUUUCAGGACUCUAAGAAUACAUAUUUAUUUUUAAUAGUAAUUUUUUUUUACAUUUGUUUGUAACCGCAAUGGUUUCUGUAUGCUAUAUUGUUUACCUAAUAUAAUUUUUUACAAAUAGUUUUUGUCCUUAUUUUUACUUACUGUAACUCUCCUUACUAAAAUAUCAACAUUAUUUUGUCUUCACUUUUUUGGACUGAAUGAUAUUGUAGUCAAACAUUAGCCACAUGACCAUAUAAGCCUGGCAUAUCAAAGCAAGAGCUGCUUGUUACAAAAACUUAAGUUCAAUGGUAAAGUCAAAUUAUGUUUGAAUCAUUUAGAAUUUCAAGAUAAUAACAGCAAAACAAAAAAAAAACUGUUUUGUCAUCUGUUUCUGUGUUGUGACCCAUUCAACCAGUUGAUGAGUUGUCUGGUGUCUGUUUUAGGUGUAGUUUUGGUAAAUAGACUGCAAAAAAAUGAAAAUUUUCAUAAUAGGCAUAUUUUGAUAAAAAGAUGUUAAAAAUCUUUUUUAUGUGCAUUCACACCAUAAAAGUAGAUGUGGUGGCUAAGUGGUAAAGCACUUAGUGUUCUCAGGUUCGAAUCCAGGUGAAGACUGGGACUUUUAAUUUCAGGAUUCCAGGCGCCUCUUGAGUCCACCCAGCUCUAAUAACCUGACAUUAGUUGGGGAAAAGUAAAAGCAGUUGGUCGUUGUGCUGGCCAAAUGACACCCUUGUUAACCUUGGGCUAUAGAAACAGAUGACCUUUACAUCAUCUGCCCUGUGAAUCACAAGGUCUGAAAAGGGAACUUUACACCAUAAAAUAUUUUGGCGUACUAGGCAGAACAGAUCGCAAAGUAACUGAUGAAACAAUUAGGAUAUAAGCUCAACACACACACACAUAAAGUAUACCAGAGUUUACAGGAGAUCACUGAAACAUUUACAUGUACAUUUGUUACAUGUCUGCAUCAUGACUUAGUUUGGAUGGAAUUAAGCUGCUACUUCCAAAAGGCUGGGGCCACUGCAAUUUGACAAGCUUGGAUGUAAAAAAAAUAUAUACUUCAGCAAAGUAUCAAAGUUUUGCUUUUUUUACUUCUUGCAUUUUAGGACAUUUUGGUAAAUCAAUAUUGAUAAAGAAAAAUAUGCAGAUUUUUGUUUUGCUUUUAAGUUUUUUUAAUCUAUGACAUAUCUGGCCAUAUCAUCAUCUUAAGUCAAUUUUUGAUUUCAUGUAUUGUUAAAUAUUGCGUUUGUGUUUAUUUGUUUUUAUGUGAAAUUUAAAAAAAUGUUGCAAGGAUCCUAAUCAUAUUUAGUACAUAAACUAGUUGAUGAAUUAGGAUAUUUUAGUAGUGCUGUUCUAAAUAUAUGUUUAUCAUAUCCUUCAUCGUGGUGCUACAGCUCAUGCAGGGAACUGUUUGAACACAAGUUGCUUCAAGUUCUCAUUAGAUUUUCAUCUCAAUGUCCUAACUCAUCUGCCUCUUCAUCUUCAAGCUAUGUUAUUCAUGGUCUGCCUUUGGCUUGUCUUCUUUUUGGAUUUAGUCUGUAGACUAUUUUUUACCCUCUGAACUUUGACAUACUUUCAUAAUGAGGUGCUUAACAUAUUCUUGUUUUCUUUUUUGCUGUAGAUAACUCUUCACAUAAUUGAAAUCUUCUGGUUAGUGGGUGUCCUCCAGCCAGGUUCUUCAUGUAUACCCUCUCAUACUUUUGUAGGAUUUUUCCUAAGUAUUUGGCAGAUUUUAUGGUGUUUUUAAUUAGUGUCCUGGUCUCACAUAGGUGACUACUGGUCUUAAGAUAGUUUAUUUUCAUAGAUGCACUGUCAACAUAAUCUUCUCAUGAGCUGGAAAUAUUUGCUGUACAGAGUGACAUGUUUCCUACGUACUUAAACAACUGUUACGAAUUGAAAUUCGAUUCAAAUUUUUUUUUUACUUAAUCUCAGAAUUAAGUAUUUUGAGUCAUUUAAGUCUUGAUUAUAUUAUUUUAAGCUUGUUUGUUUAGUCUUCGUUAAAAUUAUACAUUUUAAUAAAUUGUUACCUAUCGAAGAAAUGGUUUGUAGCUUUGUUGACACUUAUAAACUUCUUUGUGCUGUCAGCUUGAGUUGUUGUAGCUAGUUCUUGGAUGUUUUCUUUUUUUGGCAAUUUCCUUUUAUUUGUAUACCGGUACUUGUUGAUUUAUUUUUAUUUAUUUUUUACUUUUUGUUUAAAUUCUCAAUUUAUUAUCUUCAAAUUUUAUUAGCAAAACAAUUUUUAUUUAAAUACUAAUUCCAACAUUUUGAUAGAUCUUUUAAUAUCAGGUAUUUUUGUCAUAUCAUCAACAGAAAAUUGUAUGAAACAUUUGUUUCUUUAGAUACUUGAUUAAUUGCGUAGUACUUUGAUACUAGUGAAAGUGUACUGCAACAUUGAAAUAAUGUAACUGCUACAUUGAAAUAAUGUAACUGCUACAUUGAAAUAAUGUCUCUUUUUUCACUAAGCUGAUAUUAUUGUCCAGACAAAUUUAUGCAAAAUAUCUUCUACCCAUACAAAGUUUAUAGCAAACUAUUUUAUUUACUAUAAAUUUGAGUUGAAACUGGGCAUAUAUCCUCUUCAUUUUUCAGUAUAAUUGUAAUUUCAUUGAUCCCCCUCAAUCAUUGAAUGACUAUUAUUUCAACAAUCAAAUAACUUAUAGCCCAAGAGAAAUAAUCCAGUAAUUUCUUUUUUUAGACUGUUGUUUUAUGUCUAUAUGCGACAUACAUUAUUUUUGUUAAAGAUUGUUUUGGAAUGUUUUAUACAAAGUAAAUCUUGGAUUUAGUUUUAAUGUAUUUAUUUAAGAAAAUUUCUAAAAUUGGAUGGUUUCACCAAACUUUAAAGACUAUUGAGUCUUCGAGUUAGAAUUGUGAUGAUUUAUUUAUGGUUCAGACUAAAAGAUAGAUACAUGACAUAAUGUAAGCAAAACAAAUGAAUUUUGGUCCUUGUGCUAGCCACGGGACAACUUGGUUAACUGCGAGUCAAGUGAACUUGAUCCAUCUCCACUAUUGACUACUUGCAUUUGAAUUAAUUUUUCUACAAUUUUACAUUGUCAUCUUUCCAUCUCUACAGCAAAGCUAUAACAGGGCAUUCCUUUUUUUUUAUUGAAUUUUUUUUUUAGUAACUCCACAGCUAGCUUAGCAAGUGGAUACUGCAUCAGAGUCAGAUAUUGCAGUUGAUCCAUCUCUUUCCUUUCCAUGUCACAUGAUAAAGAUUGGCAUUUGGAGGCUUUUAGGUUGUUAUUCUGUGGCAUUUUACGUCUCGAGAGACGAUCUUUUCCCUUUGCAACUUAUUAUAAUUGGUAAUCUAUGUAUUGCAAUAUGAGGGCAAGCUAUGUUGAAGUCAUUAAGGGAUUAUAAUUGGUCUUGUUUGUGCUAGAUGCAAUAUAACUUUAUUUAUUAUUUUCAUUUAACCGUGACAUUUACUGAACAAUUAACUUCUAGUUUUACACCAGCUUUUUUCUUAUGCAAAGUCUUAAUAUAUGUUUUAUUACUUAAAUUGUUUUUAUUCACGAUCUACAAGGUUACAUUUCGCAAAUUAUUCAUUUUUCUUAGUGCAAUUUCCUACAGGUUUUCAAAUAAAUCUAUAGGGACUUGUUUAAUAUAUGACUGAGUAUUCUAUUCACUUAGUUUUCAGGUUUGUUCUCUGGUUUCUCUUUUGUUUUCUGGUUUCUCUUCUGUUCUCUGGUUUCUCUUUUGUUUUCUGGUUUCUCUUCUGUUCUCUGGUUUCUCUUCUGUUCUCUGGUUUCUCUUCUGUUCUCUGGUUUCUCUUCUGUUCUCUGGUUUCUCUUCUGUUCUCUGGUUUCUCUUCUGUUCUCUGGUUUCUCUUCUGUUCUCUGGUUUCUCUUUUGUUUUCUGGUUUCUCUUUUGUUUUCUGGUUUCUCUUCUGUUCUCUGGUUUCUCUUCUGUUCUCUGGUUUCUCUUUUGUUUUCUGGUUUCUCUUCUGACGCAGUAAAAGUAAGAGAGGCUCAGUUAAAGAAAUAAACUUGUUUUGUUCUUAUGAAGUGACUUACUAAAUAUAUCAAAAGUACAAAUCUACUAAGAGUUGAAUGUAAAAAUGUAUAUGGUCAGUAAAAAAAAAAAUGUUUUAUUGUUAUUUAUUGAAUAUGUAAACUUAAAUUGUCUUUGAACUUUGUUUUAUCUAUUUGUACUAAAAUGCAAUGUCUCAUGGAAAAAAAAAUGUUGAUUAAAUAA
Molecule: messenger RNA, 6322 nt
Organism: Biomphalaria glabrata
Lineage: Eukaryota; Metazoa; Mollusca; Gastropoda; Planorbidae
Product: high-affinity choline transporter 1-like
Exons: 10
Coding region: 200-1885 (561 amino acids)
Biological process (GO): acetylcholine biosynthetic process; choline transport; transmembrane transport
Cellular component (GO): plasma membrane
Molecular function (GO): choline:sodium symporter activity
Source: RefSeq, a predicted model, not a curated record